AUGGGACAGGCAACGGCAGAUCAAGCCUACUUUAUGGAGCAGGCGUUUGAAAUGGCAAGAAAAGCACUCGACACAGGCGAAACACCUGUAGGAUGCGUACUAGUCUACGAGAACCAGAUAGUUGGCUAUGGAAUGAACGACACGAACAGGUCCAUGAAUGGCACGAGACACGCAGAGUUCCUCGCCAUUCAAGAGAUGCUGCGCAGUUAUCCAAAAAUCGCUCUCCGGUCAACAGACCUUUACGUGACUGUUGAGCCGUGCGUUAUGUGUGCAUCAGCCCUGCGCCAGUACCAGAUCCGAAGUGUGUACUUUGGUUGCGGGAACGAGAGAUUUGGAGGGACUGGAAGCAUUUUGACUCUGCAUUCCGACCCUUCAAUCGACCCGCCUUAUCCUGUGUAUGGUGGGUUGCAGCGUCAGGAGGCUAUUAUGCUACUAAGACGCUUUUACAUCCAAGAAAAUGACAAAGCGCCCAAACCUCGCCCAAAGAAACAUCGAGAGCUCAAUACCAAAUUCGAUGACCCACUUGAUAGUGUUGACCGAGCGACACCUUGA
Aspergillus calidoustus is the source of this 552-nucleotide messenger RNA. The record is from the annotation of a GenBank genome assembly. NCBI's taxonomy places the organism in Eukaryota, Fungi, Ascomycota, Eurotiomycetes, Eurotiales, Aspergillaceae.